CCGCUGUGUAGACAUCGGAGCCACGGCUAUAGCUCAAGCACAGAAAAACUGUCACAAAACCCCACCUAUGCACAUGGAGGCUUGUGCGGGCCAAGCUAGCAGCAGGCACAUCGUUCUGGUGCACGGCGCAUGCCUCGGCGGCUGGUCCUGGUUCAAGGUGGCGACGUGGCUCAGGUCGGCCGGGCACCGCGUGAGCACGCCUGACCUCGCGGCGUCGGGCGUCGACCCCAGGCCGCUGCGCGAGGUGCCGACGUUCCGCGACUACACCAAGCCGCUGCUGGACCUCCUGGAGUCCCUCCCGCCCGGCGAGAAGGUGGUCCUCGUUGGCCACAGCCUGGGCGGCGUGAACAUCGCCCUCGCCUGCGAGCUGUUCCCCGAGAAGAUCGCCGCUGCGGUGUUCGUCGCCGCCUUCAUGCCGGACCACAGGUCGCCGCCGUCGUACGUGCUUGAAAAGUUCGUGGAGGGGAGAACGCUGGACUGGAUGGACACGGAGUUCAAGCCUCAAGAUCCCGAGGGCAAGCUGCCUACUUCCAUGCUGUUCGGGCCGCUGGUCACUCGAGCAAAGUUCUUCCAGCUGUGCUCGCCGGAGGACCUGACGCUGGGAAGAUCCCUGAUGAGGGUCAGCUCCAUGUUCGUGGACGACCUGAGGCUGCAGCCGCCGUACACGGAGGCCCGCUACGGGUCGGUGCGCAAGGCGUACGUCGUCUUCAAGGACGACCACGCCAUUGUCGAGGGGUUCCAGCGGUGGAUGCUGCACAACUACCCCGUGGAUGAGGUGAUGGAAAUCGACGGCGCGGACCACAUGGCGUUGCUCUCGACGCCGACCGAGCUGGCGCGCUGCCUCGCUGACAUCGCUGUCAAGUAUGCUGCCUGAAAUUGACGACGCACGUUGCUUUGCUGACCUAUCCGUUUACCUUUGAUACCGUCUCGUUGCCGGCAUUUGUGACUUGUCACAUCUACUGCUGUAAUUACCUACCUCAAGGUUUGUCCCGGUCCUUGUGUUUCAGAGACUUCUACUGCACUCUAUCCAUAUAAGACAGAUGAUGUUUCAACAUCGUAUCGUGGUGCAUGUAACUUGUGGCUAUUUAAUAAUUAAUAAAGAUAAAUGUUGGUGAGCA
This is a messenger RNA of Triticum aestivum (bread wheat), 1118 nucleotides long. Its product is annotated as salicylic acid-binding protein 2. The record is from RefSeq and is a predicted model, not a curated record. The coding region runs from base 68 to 874 and encodes 268 amino acids. The transcript is spliced from 3 exons. Gene Ontology annotation, molecular function: methyl jasmonate esterase activity; methyl salicylate esterase activity; methyl indole-3-acetate esterase activity. Lineage: Eukaryota; Viridiplantae; Streptophyta; Magnoliopsida; Poales; Poaceae. Gene Ontology annotation, biological process: salicylic acid metabolic process; jasmonic acid metabolic process.